Molecule: messenger RNA, 1481 nt
Organism: Bombus huntii
Lineage: Eukaryota; Metazoa; Arthropoda; Insecta; Hymenoptera; Apidae
Product: inosine-uridine preferring nucleoside hydrolase-like
Exons: 5
Coding region: 277-1161 (294 amino acids)
Molecular function (GO): hydrolase activity, hydrolyzing N-glycosyl compounds
Source: RefSeq, a predicted model, not a curated record
UAUAUAUAACUAUAUAUGUGUAUACAUAAACCUAUAAAUACAUACAUCUGGAGUUAAACUAAAUCAAAUCUUAAAGUGUGUUUAAUGAGAUUAAAAUUAAUGUUUGUUACAAACACCUACAAUAAGAAAUUAAAAUAUUUAACACCUGUACAUAAUAAUUCAAUUUAAUAUACAUUUAUUUACAUUAUAACAAGUAAAAUAUCUGUAAACUAUAAAGUAGUAAACUAAUAAGUUCUUUAUAUUAUAAAAUAAAAAGUAAAAUAUUUUUCAAUUAAGAUGGCAGAAACCAAAGUUAUCAUUGAUUGUGAUGCUGGUAUAGAUGAUGCACUAGCAUUAAUAAUAUUAAUUGCUGCUCAUAAACAAAAGAAAAUUCAGAUUGAAGCGAUUACUUGUGUCAAUGGCAAUACAACUGUAGACAAUGUGGUAAAAAAUGUAUUUAGAACUUUAGAUGUUUGUAAGGCAACAGAUAUACCAGUUUAUCAAGGAGCAUACGCACCUUUAGUUUGCAUUAAAAAUGCAGUUCAGGAUCAUUAUCAUGGCAUUGAUGGAUUUGGAGAUGUAUAUAAUACCCAGAUAGAUACAAGACCAUUAACAAACAUAGCAUUGGCUAUAAAAAUGUACCCCCAAUUUGUGGACCAUGUGAAAGAAUUUUACAUUAUGGGAGGAAAUGCAACAGCACAAGGAAAUAUUACACCUCAAGCAGAAUUUAAUUUUUACAUGGAUCCAGAAAGUGUACAUAUAGUAUUUAAUAAUAAUAAAAAUCCUUUGAGGCUGUUACCAUGGGAAACAUGUUUAAAAUCUUGUAUUUCACAUGAAUGGCGGAGAGACGUAUUAGGUAAAAUGGAUAAACCUUGCAUUCAGCUUAUGAAUGAUAUUGAAUAUGCAUAUCAAAAGACAAGAAAAAGACGAUUUCCUAAUUAUAUUACAUGUGAUGCAAUUUUAGCUGCAAUAUUAUUAAAGCCAGAAAUUGCUCAAAAUGUAGUGCCAUAUCAUGCUGAUAUUGAAUUAAAUGGUACUAGAACACGAGGUCAGGUUGUACUUGAUCAUUUAUUGUUAAAUGAACCUAAUGUACUCCUAAUUCAAGAUUUUGAUUCAGAAAGUUUUAAAAAACUUUUAAUAUUUUCUGUAGAUAACUUAGAUUAUAAUAUGACAAAUACAUAAUAAAGUUAAACUACAAUAUGUACAUGAAUAAUAUUUUGCGCAUAUAUAUAUAUUUUUAUAUUUGAUUUAUUAUUAUAUAGAAACACAAGAAUGAUUUUAUAUAUUACUCAAAUUCUAACAGGAAUGUUCCCAAUUUUUAAAUAUUUAGACAAUGCCACAUUGUACUAUAAAACAGUAAAAAAUAUAAUGUCAUACUGUUUUAUUAUUCAAUAUAUGUAUUUACAAUAUAUUAUCAUCUGGAACAGUAAAAAGGUUAAUUUAUUGUAAUGUAAAACAUUGUAAAAAUUUGAAAUAUAUUAUUAAUGGAGUAUAAAUAUGUA